Messenger RNA from Ambispora leptoticha, 261 nucleotides. NCBI's taxonomy places the organism in Eukaryota, Fungi, Glomeromycota, Glomeromycetes, Archaeosporales, Ambisporaceae. The record is from the annotation of a GenBank genome assembly.
AUGCCGAUUCCGUUCGAGGCUUUAAUCCCAUUCGGGUUUGUUACUGCCAUGUUUGGCGUAACUGGUACUCUGCUGCACGCUGUAAAGACCUAUAAAAACGACGGAAAGAAUCCAAGAUAUGGUCUCACUCAAUGGGAUAGACAAAUGAUGGAACGCGAUAAACGUUUAACAGGCUCUUUUCGUGGGCAAACUUCGAAUCCCGUUGCGCCUCCAGAAUUUGCUUACAAUAGUUCUUUGUAUCAAUCAUUACAACCACGAUGA